AUGGGUGUUGAAAUCCCCGAAUCAAUGAAAGCCCUGGUGGGCAAUCGCUCAAUUGUGACUCGCUUGUCAAAUUAUGUGUGCUCAAGCUCAUCUGGAGAUGGAGUGAAGGUCGCUACAGUGCCUGUUCCGAAGAUAGAGGAGCACGAAAUCCUCGUCCGGGUGCACUCUGUCGCCCUCAAUCCUACCGACUUCAAACAUAUCGAUAUCCUCUCCCCUCGAGGCGCAAUAAUUGGCUGUGAUUACGCGGGUACUGUCGCGAAGGUCGGACCCAAGGCCGCUGGGGAUUGGGCGGUCGGUGAUAGAGUCGCUGGAGCAACACAUGGAGGACUAUACACCGAUCGAGGAUCGUUCGCUGAGUAUCUCAAGAUCCCGGGACAUCUUGCAUGGAAGGUUCCUUCAUCGAUCAGUGAUGAAGAGGCAGCUACGUUUGGUGUGUCUGCCGUUACCGCCAUGUUGGCCUUGAAUGUUCGACUAGGCGUUCCCUGGGCAGAUGGAGGCGAGGGCAAAGGCCGAUCAACAACACCUAUUCUCAUCUAUUCCGGUGCGACUUCUGCUGGCCUCUACGCUAUCCAAUUGGCGAAGCUAGCGGGGUUGAAAGUGGUGGCCACAGCAUCCCCACAUUCUCAUGACCUGGUGAAGGAAUAUGGUGCCGAUGAUGUAUUCGAUUAUCGAUCACCCACCGCCGUCGAAGAGAUCAUUCGCGCCUAUCCUACUAUUGAUAGAGCAAUGGAUUGCUUUUCUGAGGGGGUCUCUACCGCGUUCUGCGCGGAUGUCGUUCGCAAAAACCGGGGAUGGGUAGUUACUCUACUGGACUCUGGAAAGACAGAUUUCGAUGGUGUGAAGGUCGAUUUCCUGCUUGCUUACACGGCUUUUGGGGCUGAGUUCCAAUGGCUUCCCCCCUUCGGGCCUAAAUUUGGCAUAGUUCCAUCAGAUACCGAAGCAUUGCGCAGGUUCUAUGCUUCUUUGCAGGGAAUCUCCAAAACCCUUAGGCCACCACCUCUUCGGACUAUUGAUGGAGGAUUAGAGAAUUUGAGUACGGGGCUUGAUUUGCUACGCCACGGAAAGAUUUCUGGUACCAAAUUGGUUGCGCGUUUAAUUUAA
Messenger RNA from Penicillium pulvis, 1101 nucleotides. RefSeq names its product zinc-binding alcohol dehydrogenase family protein. The coding region runs from base 1 to 1101 and encodes 366 amino acids. Gene Ontology annotation, molecular function: oxidoreductase activity, acting on NAD(P)H. The transcript has a single exon. The record is from RefSeq and is a predicted model, not a curated record. NCBI's taxonomy places the organism in Eukaryota, Fungi, Ascomycota, Eurotiomycetes, Eurotiales, Aspergillaceae.